UUUAUAUAUGACUGUACCUAAAUUCGAGACAUUGGAUAUUGUUCUUUUCCCUAACGGUGUAGUGGAGAUUGCUCAUAACAGACCAAGGCGUUCAAAUGCACUUUCUCCUCAAUCUUAUAGAGAUUGGUUGGCUGCAUUUAAAUGGGCCGCUAGUUGUGAAGAUGUCAAAGUAGUUGUUUUAACAGGACGUGGAAAAUAUUAUACUUCUGGUCAAGAACUAGCUCUUCCUGAUGCUAGCAGUGGGGAUGUAGAAGAGGAAAUGAAUCGUAGAAGACAAACAACUUCUGAUGUUGUUGCUGAAAUGAUUCAAUUCCCUAAACUUUUGAUCGGUGCUGUCAAUGGACCGAGUAUGGGAUUUGGCACAACAACACUUGCUUUGUGUGAUGUCGUUUAUUCUGUAGAAACAGCUACUUUUGGUACUCCCUUUAUGAAAUUAGCUUUCUGUGCCGAAGGUUGUUCUUCAAUUUUGUUUCCCAGAAUUUUGGGCCCUUCCAAGGCAAACGAAAUGUUGCUAUUAGGAAGAACAUUCACAGCUAAAGAAAUGGUGGAUUGCGGCUUUAUCAGUAGAACUAUUCCUUCUGAAGGUUUCCGUGAAACCGUGUUGGAAAUUGCAGCCAAUGCCACCCAAUUCUCCACAGAAGCCAUUAAGGUUACUAAGGAACUCAUUCGAGAUGUUGAUCGUGAAUUGUUAUUAGAAGUGAAUCGACGGGAAAUGAAUGCGUUGGGCGAACGCAUGAGUAGCAGCGAUUCUAUUGAAAGCAUCAUGCGCUUCCUGGAGCAAACAGCCGCCAAAAAGGCCACUAAAAAGUCAAAAUUGUGAUGGAUUGUACAAUGUCGUGUAAUAAAAAAACUAAUAUUUGUGUAAAUCCAUGAUGAACAAACAGAUUCAGUAUGCAAGUAAAACAAAGCAAAGUGCUUACUUAUUUGUUCUUUUGGUUCUCCUCUCACCCCCUUACACAAAAAUAUUGCACUUUGUACCUCCUCUUAUGGUUUUAUAAACUGUCUUUAUUUUUUAAACUUUUUUUAUUCUUUUCUUUCUCUUUCU
Gilbertella persicaria is the source of this 1045-nucleotide messenger RNA. RefSeq names its product ClpP/crotonase-like domain-containing protein. The transcript is spliced from 8 exons. Bases 8 to 820 code for a protein of 270 amino acids. The record is from RefSeq and is a predicted model, not a curated record. Lineage: Eukaryota; Fungi; Mucoromycota; Mucoromycetes; Mucorales; Choanephoraceae.